This is a messenger RNA of Daphnia carinata, 1645 nucleotides long. Its product is annotated as serine/threonine-protein kinase unc-51-like. Gene Ontology annotation, molecular function: protein serine/threonine kinase activity; ATP binding; RNA endonuclease activity. Gene Ontology annotation, cellular component: IRE1-TRAF2-ASK1 complex. Gene Ontology annotation, biological process: intrinsic apoptotic signaling pathway in response to endoplasmic reticulum stress; IRE1-mediated unfolded protein response; protein phosphorylation. The record is from RefSeq and is a predicted model, not a curated record. The coding region runs from base 2 to 1645 and encodes 547 amino acids. Lineage: Eukaryota; Metazoa; Arthropoda; Branchiopoda; Diplostraca; Daphniidae. The transcript is spliced from 7 exons.
UAUGGCAUUCUCGACAGCCGCUCAAUGCGAUUUUCCAAAGCCAUGGUCGGGUAAUAUCAAGUACAACAAGGACAGUGUGCUUGGCAAAGGGGGUUUCGGAGUUGUGUAUCGUGGCACUUACAACGAUGAAACUGUCGCCGUUAAAAGAAUCGUAUUGGAGAAUGUUGAUCCACUUAACCGGGAAGUGGCAUUGCAGACUCAGCUGGAUCACGAGAACGUCUUGAAAAUUUUGACAGUCGAACAGUCUAGCGAUUUCAGGUAUAUCGUUCUAGAGCUGUGCAAUGGAACAUUGGAACAACUUUGCGAUGACACCUACGUCGGUGCGGAAUUACCAUCAGAUGCCAAAAUUUUGCGCCAAAUGACGGAAGGCCUUCGUUACAUCCACACGCAGAAAUUGGUCCAUCGAGACAUCAAGCCGGAGAACGUUCUCUUCUAUGGCACGACAACCCCUGUGCUUGUUAAACUGUCCGAUUUCGGAUUGAGCAAGCACCUGAGCACUAACGAAACAUGCAGCAUGAGUGGAUUCAAAGGAAGCCAACUGUGGAUGCCACCCGAAUUGUUACAGUUAACUGACAAUUCAUUGCAAAUGGGUACUAUGUUUCAAGCUAAAGGGUCGCCCAGUAGCGACAUUUUUGCCACGGGAUGUGUCACUUUCUAUUACGUCACUCGCGGCAUUCAUCCGUUUGGCGCUGGUGCUAUCGACGUACCCAGCAAUAUCCGUCAUGAUAGACCCGUCAACAUAGAAAGAGGCGAUCCUGGGCUCAACUAUUUACUCGAUAUCGCGCGGGAAAUGAUCAGAUUCAAUCCGAAAGAAAGGCUGGGACUUGACAAAGUCUUGGAAAAGCUUCAGUUUCGCCAGCGAUUAAGCUCCACUAGAACGCCCGUGUUUCAUGUGAGAUCUAAAUUGUGCAACCAAUCGAUGCCCGAUAAUAGAGUGACGACAUGUGUCUUUCAUCCCGUCGAUCCCGUUUUAGCCGUUGGCUUCCACGAUGGAAGUGUCGUUCUCAUUACAAAUGAAAUUGAUGAAACGCCUUUUCUAAGCUGGGAUCGUGAAACCUUGUCGGCCGUACACGACCACCUCUCGACAUCAUUUGCCCUGAUCAACAUGGAAUGGAAUGUAAAUGGAACUCUGUUAGCAGCUAGUACUGAUAAGGGGUCCGUCAUUUUAUGGACGUAUCAAAACAAGGAAAUCAACUUUGAUAGCGUCCAGCUUGGAGAUAACGUCGGAAACAUUUAUUGGAGCCCAUUUGCUACCCACAUGUUUGUGGCCAAUUUUCGUCAUGAGACGCGUCGGCGAGCCAGGCGUGAUUCCGGACAUAAGGGAGGACUUUUGGUUUGGAACGGAGCGAUCGACGAAGAAGAAACGGUUGAAACCAAAUUGAGAACGACUUAUCACAUCAGAGAUGUUGCCUGGAUCUCGCACGAUGAAGUGGCCCUCGCCUGUGACGGAAAAAUCCGCAUUUUCACCAUUAUGAACGGCACUAGUUUAUCGGCAAACCCCAAACAGCUGCUCCACAUUGGUGAAGUUGGAGUUGUGGCAUGGAACGAACGCUCUAAAAUGCUGGCCUCCGGAUCAUCAGAAGGCACCCUGAAGGCAAUAUCAAUCCAGCUUUUGUUAUUGAUCUACGCUGAAAAAAUAAAAUAA